AUGGUCGCCUUCACAUCCUUCGUCUUUGCGUCGCUGCUCGUCUCCUCGACAUGGGGAUUUCCUCUACUCUCGCGCUCGUAUCCUGAUGGAGUCCCAGCGCUCAGGUUGCCUCCAAUCACGCACAAGGGCUUGUUUUGCUCCAUUCCAUUUGCUUCGUGGAUGAACUUGUGUCCCCGUACAACAUCGACUGUCAAUUCGUUGACCACCCAAACCCCAAUUGGGACUGCACAGGGUACAUCGGAUGUCGAUGGUGCUGUUCGUUAUGCGGUCAGGUAUGGAUCCGCAGAACGCUGGCAACAAUCGGAGGUAGUAACAACGUGGGAUUUCCCUGCUGGGGCAGCUAAUGCCUCGGGCCUUCCUCUGGCUUGCCCGCAGCCUAACGCUGCUGAUUCGACCUUCUCAGAGGAUUGCUUGGCCAUGCUACUCUAUGUCCCUGAUUCUAUUUCUUCUUCGAGUGGUGCGCCUACCAUGGUGUGGAUUCACGGCGGUUCCUUCAUCAGCGGCUCAGCCACUGGCCCUGGCCUCGACGGAUCCGCAUUGGCGGCUGCUACUGGUUCUGUCGUUGCCGUGAUCCAAUACCGUCUAGGAGCAUUGGGUUUCAUGGCGCCUAGUGGCGAGACUAAUCUUGCAGUUCUGGACGUCAUGACGGCGCUCUCAUUCUUGCAGAAAGUGGUCCCUAGUUUUGGAGGUUCCGCAUCGAAGAUAACCCUAGCGGGACAGAGCUCUGGUGCCAACAUGAUCAGAGCGCUUCUAGCCACUCCUUCUGCAUCAUCAAUGUUCCAGUCUGCAAUUCUUCAAUCGGACCCGAUGGACUACGGCUUUCUGAAUACUACGCUCCAGGAGACACUGUUGUCAAACUUCGUGUCCAACAUUGGCUGCAGUGACUCCGAUAAUUCUUGUAUCAACUCACUGUCUCUCGAUUCUAUCUUGACCGCUCAGGGAAACACCAUCACCUACAGUGCCAAUAAUUUGCCCGCGGCUGGUGCGGCAGAACCCAUCCGGCCCGUAGUCGAUGGAGAACUCAUUACCACGACGUUGGACUCGACGACUCCCUUCCCCAGCGUCUCUAAACCAGUCCUCAUCUCCAACGUUGUCGACGAGGCAGCAGUGACGAUCUACGGGUCGUUCGGCAGUCCUGUGGAGUAUUCAACGUAUGAUUAUGUCGUCAACCUCACGUUCGGCGAGCCUCGCGCGCAGCGCCUCCUUGCGAAUGAACUCUACGUCCCGCCUCCGACACCUGCGGACGGUGUGCAGGAUGCACGGCCUAUGCUGCAGAUCCUCGGCACGGAUCAGGUGUGGCGCUGUGCGACAUGGACGUUUGCGCGGAACUGGGCUGCAAACGGCGGGCAGGCGUAUGUCGGCAUGUAUAUGGUCGGUGCGACGUAUCCUGGCAACGAAGAUUACUCCGUAUGCACGGAGCCUGGUGCCGUUUGCCACCAGGAUGACAUCGAGAUCGUGUUCGGCACCGUACCUAGCCCGACAUCUGCACAGUCCGCACUGGUCACGGAGGUGCAAGCGCGUUACAGCGCGUUCUUGCACAAUGGGAACCCCAACACUGGGUCAUACGCAGAGUGGACUGCUGCCACUAGCGAAAAUGUCACUGCGCUUGAGCUUGGCGGAUCGGGUUCUUACCCCGUCGGUGCCUGCUAUUUGGGAUACUGGGGUGACUACGUGCCGUAUGACUACCAGGUCUAUGACAUCUAG
Messenger RNA from Sparassis crispa, 1704 nucleotides. RefSeq lists its product with no specific name. Lineage: Eukaryota; Fungi; Basidiomycota; Agaricomycetes; Polyporales; Sparassidaceae. The transcript is spliced from 6 exons. The record is from RefSeq and is a predicted model, not a curated record. Bases 1 to 1704 code for a protein of 567 amino acids.